GGUCCCAUGCCUGCAAGUACAGCAGCUGACGAGUUUGGGUUGCUUUGUUUUGUGUGUGUGUGUGUGUUUUCUUUCGAAGCCACCGUCACGUUGUCGGCAGAACGACGAAGACGAAAUAAGCAAUAAAGCGGAAAGAAUAUCCGCCCACAUUUCUUCUCAGCUGAGACUGUUCUGUUUGUGUUUUUGAUUUUUUUUUUCCCCCCCUCGUCAUUUAACGGAAAUGGUGGCGUGCCAAAGACGUUUCUCCAGCGGUAGCGAAACGAGCCGCGGGGCGGCGAAGAGCAAGCGUCGUCCCGGUCCCAGCGCCUCCGCGGCCUCUAAAUGUCUUCCUCGGAGCCCAGGUAUCGACACAUGCACACGUAUAGGUAACUAUGCCUGUGGAGCCUGUGCAGCCAUGACUACAUAGAUGAUUUGGUGUUCAAGAUCUCACAAGCAAAGAACUCCAGAAGCUCCUGAUCGCUGGCUUUUAAGGGCAUCAACUUGCAUCUGGUUGCAUUUCCUGGCUUCUGCAGCUGCUCAGCACUUGCUCACCGCCUCCAUGAGAGGCAGGAUGUUAGUAACUUUUGCAGAACUCUGACCUUACUGAAAGAAACAGCACCACGUUUUAUUACUUUACAUAACCGACUGCGCCUCAAAGAUCUUCGGCCCUUUGAAAGGCUCCUCUACCACCCCCACCCCCGUCCCUCUUUCAUCCCUGCCCAGUACCAUGCUGGGUGCACUCUUUCUGCGGAGGAACAUGUCCCAGAAGCUGAGUGUGCUGCUGCUGGUAUUCGGGUUGGCGUGGGGACUGAUGCUGCUGCGCUACACCGUGCAGCAGCCUCGCCAUCAGACCAGCGCCGAGCUGCGUGAGCAGAUCCUGGAGCUCAGCCGGCGAUACGUCAAGGUCCUGACGGAGGAGAACCAGAACGCUCCGGGGGGCCCACAGGGAACGUCCAUGGCAGGAUAUGCUGACCUCAAAAGGACCAUCGCUGUGUUGCUGGAUGACAUUCUGACACGGCUGGUCAAACUGGAGGGGAGAAUCGAACUGGUGGCGAAUUCCUCUUUAACAAACACAUCCCAUGCAGCGGCGGCGGCAGCAGGGCUUCCCGCUGGCCUGCGGAAAGCUUCCAAGCAGGAGUCACCAGGGAGCCAUCCAGGGAUGUCGCGUCUUCAUCCACACAUCCCUAAGAGACCUUGAUCCCUUUAAGAAGCCCCCCUCCAUCACUGCUCACUGGUGUAUCGGCACCAAGUGAUCAAGUAGCAAUAGAGAUAUUCACAGACACCCAAAAUCCUAAAGUGCUGGAUGUGACAAUUCAGCUCAGUUGGAGAAAGAAAUGAAGGACUUCUUUAUUCUCCUGCAUUUCCUGCGACAUUGAGACUGUCCUGUUCAUAUUUUAUGUUUGCAUUGCAAACAUUCUUUUGCCUUCAUUUCUUUAUUUUAGGGGUUUUUCUUUUAACCCUGCAGCUUUUGAGCUUUUUGACUGUUAAAGUAAAUGCAGAGAAACCAAAACAAACAAGCUGAACAUCUAAUUAGAAAUCUGACACACACACACAAAAAAAAGCCUUAUCUUCAAUAGAGUCACAAGACAAAUACUGAGCUCAAUCUUACACUCAUAAUGAAGAAUGAUUAUAUUUUAGAGUUUUUAGGAGGGACCGAUAAAUAAGAUUGUUAUUUUAGCCUGUGAUUAAGCCUAAAUAAAGUUUGCUCUUAAGAGAUAACCCAAAGAAUACUUUUUACCACUUCGGUCAAGGCAAUAUAAAUGUGUGUGUUUAGCAGUGAGAGUCGGUGUGGAAUGACGGGAGGAUGCCUGUCCGACCACUGUAAGCGUCUGUCCCGAGUGUGUGGGCUUCCCAUAUCUGUUGGAUCCCAGGUGUCGUUUAGAGCCGUUUCAACCGAGGCGGUGCAGAACACUGAAUGUACUGCGUCGUCAGUAGAUCUGUAUUGUCCAGGAUUCAUAUUGCACUGUGAUUACAGAGACUGUCUCAAUACACUUAAGCUCAUCUCACUUGUGCUUUAGAAAUGUUUAAAGGGGAGGGAAUGUUUGUUCCAGUUUUUCUCCUCCUUUAGUUGCUUCUUGUAUUGCCAUUAAACUGGUGAAGCACCUCACCAGUUCACUCAUUCGCAGAUUAUUUCCAUUUUUUUUUUCUUUGAGCACUUAAACUGAGGCUAUUUGGGAGUUUUGUGCGACAAAGUCAAUGUGGAUCAAGAAAACGCUAGAAUUAAAAAAGGCUUUGCUUCAUUAUGUUGCUUGGAAAUGGAACAACUGAGCUCAAGAGGCUUGAAUGACAAAGUGGUGCUUUGACGAUAAUGCUGUGAUUGCUUCAAAAUCUUAAAGUGGAAUAUUAGAUCAGCCAGCCACUUUGAGAACAGUUUCCUCAUAAUUUGAUAGAAACCAAGUGUUUCCUAUUUUGAAUCAGUUUUGAGUCAAAUUUUGUCUCAGAAGCCAAUUAAAGCACUAAUAUGCCUAUUUAUGGUCUGUAACUAAUUUGCAUUUAGAUUUUGCACAGCAAAGGUAUUGCUUCCUGUAAAAGCGAACAUCAAUGGCUUUUGUUGUGAUUUUAUGUGUUGAACCAACACACAGCAGUUCAUAAUUGUAAAGAAAGAUGUUUGGUUUUCAAAUAUUUAAGAAAUAAAAAUCUGACAAUAGUGGCACGCAUUUACAUUUAGUUUCCUGGAUUCCCUUUUGUGACGUUUACAGUCAAAGUAACCUGGUCAGUCUGGGUGGACAGUGUCUUUGAACGUCAAUCGUCUGAUUCUGGAUUUGACUGGACAAGUUUAAUUCACUUCACAAAGGCUUUAUUAAACCCAAAGGGAAAAACUCUUACUAUCCAAAGUUCUUCAAACAGUGUUACUGGUAGGAUCUGUUUUAUUCGGCAUCUCUAUGUCUCUUAUAAACAGCCAAUGUGCUCCAAGACAGUGCUGGUCAUUUUACCUCUUUCCCUUUACAUACUUGACUCUUCUGAGUAUAAGUUGGGACUUUCCCGGGAUUAUGUGUUUUCUAAAAGCCAAUGGAGAUUUUUAAAAUAUUUCAAACCCAGGAGUGGGAUUAUCUCACACUCGUCUUGUGCUCCAGGAAAUUAAGUUGUGUGACUAAAAUAAAUGAAAAUAACCAUCA
Messenger RNA from Poeciliopsis prolifica (blackstripe livebearer), 3095 nucleotides. RefSeq names its product coiled-coil domain containing 126 (gene ccdc126). The coding region runs from base 707 to 1177 and encodes 156 amino acids. The transcript has 3 exons. The record is from RefSeq and is a predicted model, not a curated record. Lineage: Eukaryota; Metazoa; Chordata; Actinopteri; Cyprinodontiformes; Poeciliidae.